This is a messenger RNA of Plasmodium inui San Antonio 1, 978 nucleotides long. RefSeq lists its product as hypothetical. The coding region runs from base 1 to 978 and encodes 325 amino acids. The transcript has 4 exons. Lineage: Eukaryota; Apicomplexa; Aconoidasida; Haemosporida; Plasmodiidae. The record is from RefSeq and is a predicted model, not a curated record.
AUGGGAAAUGUUAAUCCAAUUAUGAGGAAGAUGCGCUUUUCGGUUGAGUUACUGUCCGAGUUUUUACCCCGCAGUCCAAAUUUGCUAGGGCUGAACAUUGCGACUAAAUCGGAAAUCAAGAUACGGAUGCGGAAAAAAAAGGGAGGGGAGUUAUUUCACUUCAACGACAUCAUGGGGACGCUGCUGCACGAGCUAGCGCACAUAGUGCACAGCCGACAUGACAGAGCAUUUUAUGAACUCUUGGACAAACUAGUGUUAGAGUAUAAUAAAUUAUACACUUUUGGAAAAACAGGAAAUCAAAUCAGUGGGGGGAAAAAAACAGCAGGAAGUGAUUUCCGAAUAUGUAAUAGCAGCCCCAAAUUAAUGGCAGCACAGGCUGCUGAAAUGAGACUACUAAAUAAUUUUAUGAAGGAUGGGGAAAUAUUAAAUAUCUCCCUUGGAAGUUGCUUAACACCAGAACAGUAUGAUAAUUUAUUUAAAAAUCGAAGAGAACGUGAUGAUCAAAUUUGUUCCAUUUCGAAUGAUAUAAUUGUGAUGGAUUCGUCGAUGAAUUCGACGAACCGUGACCAUGGUGAAAAUGGGGAAACCUCACAGAACAGAAAAAAUGAUUUUAGACGGUCAAAUUCGUUGCAAGGAAGGAAUAAAAAUGUCUUCAUUUCGAAUUCGGAUUGUAUAAAGGAGGAGAAACAGCCACAUGCGCCUGCGCAAAAUGUGUGUAAGAAAUCAUUUGAGAUGCCAGAAGGUAAGCGAAAAAAGAGGCAAGCGGAAAGUGAACAGGGGAGUGAAGAAAAUGUUAUAACUUUACCCGGUAGCAUAGGAGCCACAUCUAAAAACAAUGGCAGCGACUGCGUGUACAUUUUAAAGGUCAAACGAGAUUGCAGCGGUGUGAAACAUCCUGAAAAUGAGAAUGGCUCGACCGUUUCGGAUAAUGUGGAUAUCAGGAAAGGCAAAAAGAGAAAAGUUAUUAUUCUCGAUUAG